Molecule: messenger RNA, 9425 nt
Organism: Exserohilum turcica Et28A
Lineage: Eukaryota; Fungi; Ascomycota; Dothideomycetes; Pleosporales; Pleosporaceae
Exons: 2
Coding region: 1-8982 (2993 amino acids)
Source: RefSeq, a predicted model, not a curated record
AUGGCCCUGCCCUCUCUGCAGUUCCUGGCGGGACUCGUGCUCCUGAUAUACCUCCUUUCUUUUGUUCUCUUCGCCUUUAUUCGCAUCGCCACCGGCGUCUCCAUCCAGCGCCUGGGCCUCGGUGGCCUGCGACGCAUUGCAUUCACCCCCAAGGAUGGCCUGCGCAUCGAAAUUCGCGGCCUCGGCUUUACCCUCCACCGACCCACCUUUGCCCAACCAACCAUCGCCAGCAUCGUCCUGCACGAGCUCAAGGUCACGGUAGAUCUCAAGAUCCUGGGCGAAAAGCCCCGGAAGAAGGCGGCAUGGGCCCAUUGGCCCAACGGGGCGACACAAAAGGGCAAGACGGGCCACUCCACCCCAGCCGAUCCACCCACCGACGACGCCCAUGGCGAGAAACCGAGGAGCUUGACGUGGAAGCGCCUGAACGAGGUCAAGGAGAAGAUCAAGCGUCUGCAUCGGAACAUCAAUUGGCUGCGCCAGGUCGACCUGAUAGCCCACGCGACCUCGAUUGUCAUCGUCGACGUCGGCUCGCUGCACGUCGGCGGCUUGAACUUGGCCGUCGAUACCAGAAGCAAGACGGUCGAUCGCAGCAGACUCUUCAACCACCACAAAGCCAAGCUGGACGAGGAACAACGGCCUGCUGAGUGGCUCUUCUCGGCGCGCAGCGUCCUCUUCACCCCCGAGGGUAGGGAGUCGACCGAGUUGCUCGACAACUUCACACUCAACAUCCAUGGCUUUCUCAAAAAAGAGCUCGAAGGCCUGCGUGACGCUUCUAUCGCUCUCAAGCUUGGCCGCCUCAGCAUCCCGUACGACGACAUCCAGCUGUGCCUAGACAGAGCCCGCAAAUGCCGCGGCACCACCACCGCCUCCAGGAAGGCGUCCCGGCUCAGCCUAAUUGAGACUUCGCUUGGCCAUGUUGCAGAAGAACUCGACGUGUUAAGCAAAAAUGAGGCAAAUCUUGUUCGCGCCGUUUCCGACUCGCGAGAAUUUGCCAGCUCCAUCCUUCGCGGCAUACACGAGUUCCAAUUCGCCGUGGGCUUCCUCGGCCUCACAAAGCAGAUCGACACUGGCCACAGCUCCGAUCCCCCGGUCUAUCUCAACGUUUCCAUGAAAGAAGUUGGCAUGGACCUGCUUCGCUUGGAUCCUCGUAGCCCUGCGCAUCUCAUGUACUUUUCCCCUCAUGAUAUUGCGCACCAAGCCCUCCUUGCCGCCAUAUCCAUAUCGGUGGGUAUCGACAACAGCCACGGCCACCCUGAGCGUCUCCUUUACGUUCCAAUGGCGACAACUACGCUAAACACAACCCUGCCUUCCAAAACCAUCCACUUCUCCAACGACAAGGACACCGCAGAGCGCAACACGAAUAUCCUGUUCGCAAACUUGGUCGUCACGUCUCCCUCCGUCGAUCUUGAUCCUAAGCAUCUCCCACUACUUGUUGCCAUUUUCCACAGCUACCAGGCGCAGCGGAAGCCGAGAGAAGCACGAAAUCGCAGGCGCCUUUUAAUUCGUCGGCUCUUGCCCAAAGCCAACAUCAAAAUUUCAAUUCACGAACCGGUCAUUCGUGUCACUCUUCCUCCAAUGGACCUCAAUAAGCGCGACUCUGAUGAGUUUGAUCUACUCAUCUCGGCUUCAUCGUCUAUAUCUUUGGAUAUGGAAUCAUCUCACGCUCCAGGGGGCGACUUGAACUACGCGCUGAGCUCAACAUUCCGCAUGAAUGCUCAGCAACUGUAUUACCAAACAGCCGCAGUGGAAAAACACGACUUGCUAUUGACCGACUAUCUCGAAGUCAAGAUACAGAUGAGUGCUGCUCCCGAUCCCGUUGUCGAAGUAUGGGGCACAGCGCAAACUUUCUCGCUCUUUCUAGUGCGGCCUGAAAUCAGCGAGGGACUGCGCCAAAUCGUCUCACAAAUGCAGAAGAACAUGGGCCGACGGCGCGGUGCAUAUCAGAAGAGAGAACUCAAUUUUUUGCGCAAGCUGCCAGCCUGGAUGUCUUAUGUGCAUCUCCAAGGGUCAGACUUCAAUGUGGAAGUGGCAGGGGUGGACCCUGCUGUGUCGAAGCACAGUCGCGGAGUCGCCCUGCACCUGGAGUCGUGGACAGCAGAGUACAAGCAGAAUCGAGGAGAUGACUUGGAUCUUAAGCCAGUCAGACGACGAGCUCCAAGUCGAACAAUCAAUCGAGACGAGCAUUUGCUUCGAUCACCUCCUGCCGUUCCAAAGACACCCAAGAUAUCCUCGGGUGAUCCAACGGACGGAAGACGGCUUGCUAUACAUUUCAACGGACUGGAAGGAAUCGUUAUCGAAGCGGACGACCAAUCAGAGCAGGAGCCGACGUUGUCAUUACCUCGUAUGGAAAUCGCUCUCCAGACACUCUCCGAUAAACAAGGCCCAAUCUUCCAUGUUCACGCGUACAGUCAGAGCUUGUUCUUGCGCUACUCCCUGUAUCGUCACUUUGCUCUGUGCAUGGCAAUCCAAGUCCUAAAACAAUCCUUCUAUUCGGGUGAACCCAAGAAGGCCCCAGACGCAAUGUCUCCGAGAUCAUCACGACAUUUGUCUAUGCCCACCCUCGGUGAUGAUGUCAUCGAUCCCAUGAGCAAGAUAAACCGGGAGAUUGUAACAGUCGACAUGAAAGCAACCUUCGUUCAGGUCAAGGCGGAUAUGCCCGCUGAUCCACCUCUCAUGCUACAAAUUUAUGGAUUGGAAGCAGGGAAGCAUCGUUGGUCGAGCCCGUUCUUACGAUCGCGCCUAGUUCGGCUUUUUGCUGAGAACCCGGCCAUCAAACGGGCAUGGAGUCGAAUCGUCAGUGUCAAAUCAUUGCGCUUGGACUACCGACAGUCGAAGCUGAGAUAUGGCCAUACUGUCACCGAUGAGAGAUUGUUCGAUAUUGCGACGGACGCGAUCAGGAUUGCUGUGCCUCAUCAGUUGGUCAUGCAUAAAGUCUUCGACAACAUCUCCAAUGUUGCCAAGACGGUCAAGCAAGUGCAUCAUCGAUUCAGCACUGGUACAAACGAAUAUGUGUUAGACAAGGAAGCCGAGGGACCCAAAUUAGUGCCCAAGAUCUCACUGCGGAGCCGUGCACUUUUGUUCGAGCUCGAAGACAAUGCAUUUGAGUGGAAGCUUGGAACCAUCUAUCGUAUCGGGCUAAUGGAGCAGAAACAGAGGCUGACUCGUGAGCAUGCUUUCGAUUUGAAAGUGCGAAAGCUGCAACAACAAGACGAGCAACGUGGCAACUCGCGCUACCGCGCAAAAUCUUCCCAUGGAGGCAAAACCAAGAAGAGAGACAAGGAGCUUAGAUUUCACAGACGCAGCAAGAGUGCAGAGUCGACUGGCAGCAGUUCACCAGAGCGAGGCCGUUCGGACCACCCUAUACGAUACAACAAAGAUGGUUUUAGUGGUUUGAGUGGCUCACACCGGACUUCCAUCCAGGACGCUCGCGUGAAGCUCAAUCGCCUGAACGCCCAAACAUGGAAGAAACGCAUUGAUAGUGCAAUGGCGGUUGAGUACCGAGCAAUGAAUGAUAUGCGCUCAACAUUUUGGGGCCUGGACGAGCUGCCAGACGACAUUGAGCAAAAGGAAACCAUUCUAGCCGUGCCUCAGCGUCCAGCUCUCAUGGCACUGGCGGUCAGUGACUUGGAGAUUGUCAUUGACAAGCCCUCUUUCCCCAUCUCAGAGUACCCCCGCUUCUUGAACCGGGUGGGCAAAGGCAUGCCGUUUGAUACACAAUAUGCUCUACUGAUACCGAUGCACGUCCAAGUUCAAAUGGGAGAAGCCAAAAUCCAGCUCCGAGAUUACCCGCUGCCGCUGCUACACUUCCCACCUAUCGGCAACAUCCAGUCUUCACGACUUCCGAGCAUUUUUAUGAAGACAGACUUUGUAAUAGCGGAGGAGCUCCGGGACAUUGAAUCUUCGCGUGUCAGUCGGGUUGUUGUUGUACCACAAGAACACAAUUCAGCAGGAGAGCUCACAGGUGGCUAUGCAGUAGAUGUUCGUCGCACGGUAGCACCUGUGAAGACGUAUUCCGACAUGGCCAUCGAUAUCAAUUCUGCAUACCCCACCCGGAUUACUUGGGGCACGUCGUAUCAACCGGCGAUUCAAGAUAUGAUGCAGAUUAUCGAGAACUUUACCAAAGCUCCCGUGGACCCCUCAGAGCGUGUUGGAUUCUGGGACAAGAUCAGGCUGACAUUCCACUCUCGGAUCAACGUCUCAUGGAAAGGCGAUGGCGAUGUUCAUCUCAUUCUCAAGGGUUCGCGAGAUCCAUACAUGGUCACAGGCCAUGGCGCAGGUUUUGUCAUGUGUUGGCAGAACGAUGUCCAGCUCAGUCUCGCUGAGGAUGAAGAUCCUAGGAAUUUCAUGAUUGUCAAAAGCGGAAGUUAUGUCCUUGCUAUUCCAGACCUCAAUCAUUAUGCCCGUCACGAUGCCGAGACGGAAGCCACGGCCCGCCCAGACACGGCGUCAAGCGGCUCUAGCCGAAAGCAGCGAGCUGUCUUCAAGAAGACAGUCAUGAAACUCAACGGCAACGUUCGAUGGGUUGCUGGAUUAGUCUUUGAGCGCAAUUUGGACGACGGCCAACGAUCCUUCAACUUUAUCCCGCAUUACAAUGUCACCUUGAAGAACCCACAGUACGCAAAGUCCUGUAAUGGAAAGGAGUACGAUGCCUUUCGCGGCUUCCGCAGCCAUCACAUUCACAUGUCUAUUGCCAUUGCUGCUCCCUAUGACAGGGAAUGGUCUGUUGCCAAUUUGGAGCCGUCCAAGACCUACAACAGUGUCCAUCUUUCGCCUCGCUUCUUCACUCAUUUCUACAGCUGGUGGUCCAUGUUCUCUGGAGCCAUGUCCUUGCCAGUACGUCAAGGCAAGCUAUGGCCCGGAGUGGAGAAGUCCAGCAAGAAGUUUGGUCGACAUCUUGCGACCAUCAAGUACAACCUCUUGCUAUCGCCACUUUAUAUGAGCCAUAUCUACAAGCACAAAGACAUGGAAGACUAUGGUGCAGGCAUCGUUUGCGCGACUGGACUCAAAGCCCGCCUGGAAAGCUUCAUGUUCGACUUGCAUCAGCGACGAGAAGAGUUCCGGACACUGGUACAAGCACCCGAAGGCCAGCAGGACAGUCGGCAAAAUCAAACUACGGGCAUGCGGAUAAAUCAAGUUCAACUCGACUUUAUUCGAACCGAUAUCCGCGCCGUUUCUGCAAGCAUCGCUGGAACAGGGUCAGAAGACAUUGAGAGCUCGACUGCCGAUGAUUACAAUAACUAUAAUCAAGAGUACAUGACGGCAGAUCUUUCCAAGUUCACCAUACCUGACAACGACUUGGGAUGGGUGGACAUGGACGACUUCAUCGAGCUCGGCUGGAUUUUGCCUUCACGCAGACAUCCUGAUACGCAAAUCCUGCCGCUUGCAUUUGCACCACGCUUUACGUACUUUCGCCAGACUGAUCACAACAACAACAUUUCAGGCGAUGAGAACCGCAAGAGCCCGUUUGGGAAUGAGCCUACUCACCACUGCGUGAUCUCAGCACGCAACGAUCCACGGCGAGUGCAGUGCCAUCUGAUUGAACAGCGAAUCGAGCGUGUGAAGGAGCAGAUUGCCCAUAACCAGCGUGCAGUAGAUGACCAAGAGCUCAAAGCUGUGCGUGUGCCGACGGAUGACCAGGAAGAAACACAGCGUCGCCUCGAGACAUUGAAAAAUCACUCACAGUUCCUGCAACGCAAAUUGGAAUUCCUGUCUACGAUGCAUACCAGUUUGCUGGAGCGACUGGAAACGGCGUCAGGUGGUGCGGCCCCUGAGCCUGAAGCUGAUGGGGAAGACGAGUACUUCGAGGCAGAUGGAGACCAGGAACGAUCAGAUGGGGACAGCAAACGCUCAAACGCCCCUCCCAACCCAAUUACGGAUUCGACAAACGAGUUCAACAACCGCUUCAUUAUCCACAACAUCCAUCUGAAAUGGGGUAACUCGCUACGUGACAUUAUACUCCGUUACAUCCACCAGGUCAGCCAGCGUCGUGGUUUUGUCUAUUACAUGUCGCGAAAAGCCGUCAAGUUCAUACUGGACGUUGUUGAGGAGCAAGGAAAGAACCGAGGAUCAUCUUCUAAUCCCACAGCCGAGAGUCCUCUGACCGCUGACAGCGAGGAUGGGUUGAACAUUGACGAAGCAAUCGAACAGCUACUGCGCGAUGGCAAGGAAUUUGUCAAUGCUGAUGAAGAAGAUGCCAAGAGCAAGGCUGCAUCUGGAACUGGGGUUGGGGCCGAUGCCGUACACGCGAACGCCUCCAAAACAGAUGAGGAUGUCGCAGACGACUACAUCUCGCAAAACUCAUAUCUUGUGCGUCUUAUCGCGCCUCAGAUACAGUUGCAGAGUGAGAAGGACACAAAAUCCGCCGUCCUCGUCACGGCCAAGGGUAUCCAACUCAAGGUGCUUUCGAUCAUGGACAAGAAUCGCGUAACGGACGAGGUGUCUGGUCUCGUCCAGCGAAGGUUUGUCGCUGCCAUGGACAGUUUGCAGAUCUUCGUGACGAAUUCGAAGACAUUCAGCAGUGCAGACGACAUCCACAUGUACUCCGGAAGCAGCUAUGGAUCGCCCGCUGGCUCAGCAUGGCCGCCAUGGGUACCUUUCGAAGUCAUGUUCGAAUUCCAUACCAAUCCUUUUGGAUUCCAGCGAGUCGUGCAGCGAACAUCAGCAAGUAUGCGAUAUGACAAGUACAACGCGCUGCGUUUGAAGUAUAACGACGACGUCUCAGCUGACUCUGAGUCUUCCACCGACCACAUGGAAAACAGAAUCGACCAUCUCUGGGUAGACUUCCCACACGUCCGGGCUAUGUGCGAUUCGAGGCAAUACUACGCCAUGUAUGUCAUUGUUCUUGACCUCUUGCUGUAUCACGAACCGCUGGAGAAGACGCGCAACGAACGGCUUGAAAAGAUCAUGCUGGCCUCCGACUUUACUGACCUUGCCGGAGCUCCAAAGCUGGUGAUGGGUCUCCAGGAGCGCAUCCAGCAACUGGAAGAGAUCAAAACUGUCUUCCAGAUUAACGAGAAGUAUCUGGACAAGCAGGGAUGGGAAGAUCGCAUCGAAGUUGAGAAGGACUUGGCUGUGUACGAGGAUGAGCUAUUCUUCGUGAUGAAAGCCAUCACUACUGCACAGCGCAAGCAGGACGACCGGUCACAGGCAAGAGAGUCCACGGGUCUUUUGAGAAUGUAUGUCUCAGCCUCAGAGAUUGUGUGGCACCUCCUGCGCGAGGGUGCAGAGUCUUUGGCAGAAUUCCAGCUCAAGAAUGUGGUGUUUGACCGAACUGACAACAACGAUGGCUCAAACGCAAACUCCAUGGAGAUUGAGCAAAUCCGCGGUCUCAACCUGCUUCCGAACGCACUUUACCCCGAGAUGAUUUCACCCUUCUUGGAGAAAGAUCAGACGCUACCGGAGAAUGCCAAGUGUCUCAAAGUGUACUUUGUGGCCCUGGAAUCAAUUGCAGGUAUCCCGGUCGUGGAGCACUUUGAGGUUGAGCUCUAUCCACUUAAAGUGCAGUUGGAAUACACGAUCGGCAAAAAGUUGCUCCAAUACGUUUUCCCCACGUAUGGCGACAGCAAGAUAGCAAACUCUUCGCCUUUCCUGCUCAAGCAUACCCUGCCAACCCAAGAUGACGAUGAUCGUCCUGGCACUGCCGCAAGCAAUACCAUGAGCAUGUCGGUAUCAACUGAUGAAGGUGCCGUGGAGGCCCUCAAACAACGGCUUACCCCUACACUUCAGCUGCCAGAUCCAGCACAGAAGUCCGAUGCGAAGAAGAAGAGCCCAACAAAGAGACCGACUGCCCACUACUUCCGUCUCUUCCGCGACAACCCAUCACGUAGCGGGACCGAGCUCCGCAGGACACUUCAUCCCAGCUCAGCACUAACCGUCCCCACGGUUAGCAGCGCCUCUUCUACUGUGUCCAGACCAGGGUCUGUUCGAUCGGGCACCACAAGCUCAAGCCAGACGCUGAACGAGUCUGAACGCACUGCCAAACGCUUCGCACUCUACCGUACUGGUACAGGCUUGAGCGAGAGGCGUGGAAGCAAGAAGGAGACCAGGAACGACGACCUAACCGAGAUGAUGAACCGAGCCAGUGAAUACAUGACCGUCGCCUACUUCAAGGUACCGUCUAUGGUCCUUUGCCUUUCAUACAAGGGCAAGAGUUCGCGUAACUUUGAAGACGUGCACGACCUCGUUUUCAGAAUGCCUACGAUAGAGUACCGCAACAAGACAUGGUCGAACCUGGAUCUCGUCACACAACUCAAAAAGGACGUUCUCAGGGCGCUGCUUUCACACGCCGGUACUAUUGUCGGAAACAAGAUUUCUAAUCAUCGUCCUUCGUCCAAAGCUCAAACGCGACUCCGACAGCUUGCCAACAACAGCACCAUGCUCAAUACAUCACCCGACCUAUCUGGCACAGAGUCCAAUUCAGCACGUGAUCACUCGCCAGGCGGCGGUUCAGAUAUCUCGGGCGAAGACCGACAGGGACGCCGCUCCUUUGCCUCUGGUCGACAAGGCAGUCUGAUAAGCACUGUGUCGGAAGAAGGCUCAUCUUACUACACAUCCAAGCCACCCUCUAUGACGAAUCGAGCGCGAUCAACCCAUGGAUCCAUCAUGGGAGGCUUCACCAGCAACAACAACAACCUCGGCGUCGACCUGGACGACGGCAGAGCAUUUGCAGACGAGCUUUCAAGAGUCGACAACACGGAGCCCGUACACGCAAACCUGAUCCACAGCCUGAGCAAACAUAUUACAAGCGUCAGCUCGCCUUUUGCAGGACACAUGCGCGGCCGAGCAAAUAGCGGCGCAGCUAGCACCAAGGCCGCGAGCACAGCCACGGGCAUCAGCGGCAUGAGUGGCAUCAGCGGCAUGAGCAGUGGCAAGGACGACAACACGGUCGACGACGAUGCAACAGGUGGGGGAGGCGGUGGCGACGGGCCAAAAACCAAGAAAGCAAAGUUCUUGGGCAAAAAACUGCUGGGCCGUGGUGGCUAGAACGAUGUCUGAUUCAGACUUGUACAUAUAUCUAUAUUGUUUUUUUUUCACUUCUUCUUCUUCGCACUUGUGGCAUGGCGCAGCAAUCUUCUCUCGCCAUUGCAUUUUCUUUGGGCUUGGCGCUUUGGACUGGUAGGUGCGGGUGACUGGAUGGAUGGGGUGUGGAGGUAUUAUCUCUUCCUCGUACUUCUUCUUGUUCUUCUUCUUUUCUUUCAACCCCUCCCUUUAUAGAUAAUACGUUCUCCUCUGCCCUCCUUCGCUUUGGAGCAGUCUUUUUGACCGUUUUACCGGGCUGCAUUGUCGCUGUCUGUCUGUCUGUCUGUCUGUCUGUCUGUCUGUCUGUCUGUCUGUUUGACCGACCGACCGACCGACUGUUUUCACGCCAUACCGUACCGACAGCAAGCCGUUAGAACUUUUUCUUUCCUUUUCUUUUUUUCUUCUUC